AUGGAGCGCAAGGCCUUCUGCAAGCCAGCCAAUGACUUCGAUGUCAUGGGCCCCUUGUCAGACUCGGACGGCGACAAUGAGAUCCUGGCUCCCCGGCACCAGAAGGUCCUGGCUGCCGCUGCACGGCGGCGCCAGGGGAUGGGCUCCUUCUCCAGCUCCUUCUCCAUCAGGGAGAAGCCGCAGCCUGCGCCAGCCAAGCCUGCAAGAAACCCCGACCGCCAGCUCUGGGCCGACAUCACCACUGAUGAUGAGGACAGCUUUCCGACUUGGUCUCCGACCCCAAAGAUCACAUCCAAGGCAGUGGACACCAAGGUAGAGAGCUCGGGGAACACACGUGGCUAUGACAAGUGGUCUUGGAGCACUACUGCCACGAAUAUGGAUGAUCUGGAGGACGAGCUCCCUGAGGACGUAUCCCCGACGGCCGCAUCUCAGACCACUGAGCAUUCCAGCUUCUCUUCAACCGGCAGUGACGUCACAGAGGGACUUCAGCUUCUGCCGCCAAACCCAGAACCGCAAGUCACGCCGAAGGGCAUGGGUGUGUCAGUGCAGGUCAUGAGCGUGCAGCCUCACAUGCAGCCUCAGGUUCAGCCUCACAUGCAGCCUCAGGUUCAGCCUCAGGUUCAGCCUCAGGUUCAGCCUCAGGUUCAGCCUCAGGUUCAGCCUCAGGUUCAGCAGGGCAUGAUGGUGGCAGUGCCUGCCAUGCAGUAUGUGCCUUUCGGAAUGGGGAUGCUACCAUUUGCCAGGGCAGCCAUGCCACACUUCCCGCUGAUGACCGCUCCACCCAUGCUGGGGACUAUGCCUCGGGAGGACAAAGAGGACGAGAACCUCCGUCGCCCGGUCCAGCUGUCUGGCGCGCUGAUGGCCGGACCUCCCUUCGGCAAGUUGCACCGCUUCCACCAGAAGAACACCAGCAUGGGAGUCCUUGAUAGCGAUGCCCGCACCUUCACCAAGAAACAGAACAAGGGCCGGCUCAGCAUCGUUUGCGAGAACAAGGUCCACUUUCAAGGCACUGUGCGCUAUGCCGUCCAGUUCACAGAAGGUGAGCUCUGCAGCGCAGAUGGCGUCGGCUUCAUCCUCUCCUCUGACCUUCCCUGCACCAAGAACAUCCAGAAGAUCGUGUCAGUUUUUGCCAACCGUACAGGCCGGAUUUGCAUCCGUGUCCACGAUGAGGUAGAGCGAUGCCCACAGCGGGUGAAGUGCUUGGAGAUUGGUGAUUGGCUGGAGGUCAACGCUGACCUCGCGCAGCAGACCGUGAGCUUCACUGUCUGGCCACAGGACAACUCGGAGCCCUCUUAUGCCACGGUCUCCUUCAAGGACAUCCUGGUGAAUGACAUCCUGAACAAGGCACGUGGGCGCGGCGUGCACGGCCUCCCUCGCAAUCCCUGUGGUUACUUGGCUGCCGUCAUCAAGCACGUGGGCGUGUCGGAUGAAACUUACCAUGCCUUUGCAUCCAUGAGUAUCCACAGGCUACAUGCCAUCCUCCAGCAGGUGAUGAACUGCUCAGAGCCUUCGGAGCUGCAAAUCCUCCUCACCAGCAGAGAGUGUGGGCAGUUCAUCAACAGCUUCGGCGCCUUUGCCAUGCUCCGGGCCGUUGGCCUUGUCUGUAGCCGCCAUGCGGCAGACCGAACUGUCCAUGUCUUUGGUGCUGGGGUUGCCACCGACCUGGCAGAGCGCGCAGCGAGCGCGCUGAAGUGUCUCGAGCAGCACUUUGAGACGCUUCCGGCACCCAAGGUCCCACAGGAGAAGGCAAGAUACCGUGUAGUGCUACACGUGGAUCCAGACAUCUUCGCUGCCGGCGUGCCGGUGCAGAUGGUCUACCAGGAGCAGCUGCGAACGCUUAUCAUUCCAGCCAUCGCGCCUCCUGGGGAGGGCUGGUCCUGGCCACAGAGAGGGUGGUCUGGCGAAGAUGGCAUGGUGCAGCACCUGCAGGUGUCCUUGCCCACAGGCAAGGCUGACCUUUGUCGUGAACAGGAGUUCGAGGAGGCUACAAAGGUUGCAAAAAGGCUGGAAGUGUCUGGGCUGAAUGCCUCGGUGGAAGAAGGUUCCAGCGACCCUCUCAAAGACGCCACCAUGGAGGUGCCAUGCAACUGGACCGGCAGCUUUGCUCGAGGGAGCCGCGUACGGUUCCGAGACGCUGCAAGGUCAGUCUUGCCAAAUAGCAUCGACGUCUCUUCCAUAGGCAUGAUCUGCGAGCAAGUCUUCAAUGUCAAGGAGGAUGGGUCCCGCGAGCUGCAGUAUUUCGUGGUCCUUCCAAAGAGCCUGGCAGUGCCGCCAAUUCCGGGAGACCUGUUGGAAGCAGCUCCUGCAGCUGAGCGGAUUCAACCAGGUGUGCGGGUCCGAGUGAAUCCACCAUCCGGAAAGGACCCUGCUUAUGGUUGGGGACGCAUUGCAAGCAGCGAUGUAGGCAUUGUUCAGCAAGUUCAUUUGGAUGGGAAGGUGGACGUGUUUUUCAUGUCCGAAGAGAAGCUCUGGCAUGCGGCGCUCCAGGAUCUUGAUACAGAGAACCUGCCCAUGACGCUUCGGCCGAACUGCCCGGUUUGCCAGCGGCCCUUUCCUUCAGGGCAGCAGCUGAACUUGGACAUUGCCAUGGACGCGCAGAUCAGGAGGAUGAAGAAGCUCAUGGCUGGGGCUCGGCACGAGCGGAAUGGCCUGGACCGAGAAGGUGGGGUGCCCAGGCUUCUGAGAUCGCAGACUCACAGGGAGGAGCUCAAGUGCAACAUCUGCUUCGACCUCGUCGUGUCACCAGUGACGCUGCCCUGCGGUCACAGCUACUGCAAGCACCACAUCCAAGUGUGGCUGUUGGAGAAUGACAGCUGUCCUGUCUGCCGUGUGCGAAUCCUCCACUACAAGGAUCGCGAGCAGAAGCCGAGGCAGCUCCGGACAGCGGCGCCCCUCUUUCAGACCUCCUUAAGGGAUGAAGACGGCAAAGGAGGGCAGCAAUCUGGAGAGGGAUUCGAGCUUCACGUCAACAAGAUGUUGGAGACCCAAGUAAUCCGUUUCUUCCAAGACGAGGUGCAGCUGCGCAUCUCGGAGGUGGCCACGGAAGUCUGGGACGUCAUUGAACGACGACAGGAUGGCUUCCUGACUCGGCUGCGCAACUUCCUGGAUCAGUUCCGGGCGCCAGGUGUGACGGAGCUUCUGAAGCUCAAGAGCAUGGUUGGACCAGAUUCACCGCUGCCCAACACGAAGGGAGCUACACUGCUGAUGAUGGCUAGCGAGCUUGGCUUGGAGGAUGUGGUGGAGGAGCUUCUGAGCAUUUCUGCCGACCCCUUGAAAACUACUUCUGCCGGCUUUGGCCCAGGGACGUCUGCAUUACAGCUGGCAGCGGGACAGGGCCACGCUGCUGUGCUCAGGAUGCUGCUCGCGGCAGAGCAUGGCGACGUCGACUCACACACUGCCGCGCUGUGUGCAGAAGCUCUAGGAGCAGCGAUCGAACGACAUCACAUCCCCUGUGUGGAGGAGCUUUUGCGACUUCCCGGUGUCGCCGAUCUGCGAAACAGCAUGGAUCUCACUGGACUUCUCACGGCAGUACAGGCUGGGAACACGGAGAUUAUCUCCAUGCUUGUUGAGCACGGGGCGAACAUCGAAGCCCGCACAGCGCAUUCGGGCUUGCUAGUUUCGAAGGCCGGAGCCGAGAAGGUGAACGGCCCCUACCAGCAGGUGGGCGAGUUUAGCGGCCGGCCGCUGUACGAGAACCUUUUUGGGGCUGUGGUGUAUUGCAAAGGAUGGUGGAAGAUUGCCCUAUCCCGAGCAAACAUGGAGGAGACGGAGGAGCGCUUCAUAUAUUCCGCUCCAGCGCCUCACGAGGACUUUCCUGAGCCGCCCAUCGGCCAAUGGACGACCACGGGUGGCCGGCGAGAGGAUGGUCCCUCGCCGCCACCGGCGCCCAUUGUCACGUGGAUUGCACGGGCCGGGCAGGCAGCCACCCCGCUGCUGCUAGCGGCACAGCUCGGCUUGGGUGGGGUCGCUGAGCGGCUGCUGGAGUUGAAAGCGGACCUCAGCGCAGAGAUGCCGGGCACGAAACAGGUGCCCAUGCACAUUGCGGCGAUGGUCGGCGAGCUGGGUGUGAUUCGGGCACUUAUCCAGGCCUCUGCAGAUCUAGCGCGCGCGGAUGCCGUGGGCUUCACACCCCUGGCGCUGGCAAGCCAUGCAGGGCACCCAAAGGCUGUCCAGGAGCUGCUGGAGGCAGGAGCCUUGUCUGAGCCGGCAGGGGAAGCACCAUCGCCCAUGGUUUUGGCCGCUGGAUGUGGGAGCUACGUGAUCGAGGGAAAGACAGGACCGCCAGCUGGCAUGACUGCCUACUGUGAGAUUGUGCAGCUGCUGUUGGACGCGAAAGGUGACGCCUCGUCUGCUGCCCUUGAGGCGGCAGCCGUGGCUGGCGCCUCAGCGGUCCUUGCAAAGCUGGCCGAGCAGGCGGCAGUGGACGAGGCAGGACCCAGCGGCGCCUCGCCACUGCUAGCGGCAUUACGCCAUGCCUCCACCCCGCGCCUAGCAGUGAAGGACCAGGGCCGUGAACCACCGCCGGAGCCAGUGGUGGGGCCGCAGGCAGAGGCGGCCCGGCUCCUGUUGAGUCUUCGGGCCUCACCGUUGAACUGCGCCGGCGAUGGUACCAGUGCCCUCAUGCUUGUGGCGGCAUUGGAUGACCAGGAGCUUUUGCAGCAGCUGCUCACAUCUGGCGCCGAGUUGGAUGGAAGCCGUGGCGCCAGCGACGCCUUGGCAGUUGUGGGAAGCCAGCCUGAGGAGUGGAAGGUUAUCGAUGAUCUGCUGAUGCACAUGGAGGGUACAUCGCAACCAUUGCCGCCGAGCGUCCUCUGCCCUCGGAUGCAUCCCAUGGAGAGGCUCAGAAAGGACCGGUGCCACCGAAGGCCACACUGCGACAGCUGUCGGAAGCAGGAGUUGCACAGCAGCCCAGUCUACUGGACUUGUUGGCCCUGUGACUACGACUUGUGCAUUGAUUGCGCCCGGGUGCCGCGUGUGGUGCAGUUCCGAGAGGGCUUCGACCCGUUCACCGAGACCGAGGAAGUUGUCCUGCCAGAAAGCACGCCCCAAGAGCUUCUCAGGAGCCCCGCGUUUGUCACCACCAGAAUGGAUGGUUGGACUGCGCUGCACCAUGCUGUUGUCGCCGGCAGUGAGAAGUCCGUGAGGGCGCUGCUGGAUGCCAAGGCCGACCCUGCUCGGGCGGAUGCGACCGGCCUCACUCCCCUCCACUGGGCGGCCUUCCUAGGCAACAGCACCCUCCAGUGCUUGAUCGAGUCUGGCGCCCCUGUCGCAGCUCUGGACAGCGAGGGAAGGCCACCGCUGUCGCUGAUGCCCACGGAAGCAUUGAGAUAUGCUUUCCGUGCCCUGGAGUUCGAGUUUAAGGAGCUAUGUUGUCACGAACUGCGCGUUGUGGGCUCAGGCCCUGCGGAUGGCCUCUACGUGCAGGUCAAGCCGCCGCCGAAGGAGGCAGCCGAGGCAGCCGAGGCAGCCGAGGCAGCACAAUCAAGCGCCUCUCAGACGCAGCAGCCAACUGAGCCGGCUGAGUCAGCCGCUGCUUCAGCUGCCCCAACUUCCCCAGCAGCGCCAGAAGCCGAGGAAGCCGAGCAGACCGGCGCGCCUCCGCCGCCGCCGGAGGCGCCCGGCGAAGCUGGAGCCACUGGUGGUGAGGAUGAGGCAGCGGGCGAUGCGACGCAAACAAACAUCCCAGCCCCAAGCAGGCCUCGAUACCAAAGGACUGACGGCGUGCCCUUCAGCAUCAGAUGGGAUGAGAAGAACGGGUGGGCACUGUACCAGACAACUCCCACUCCAGCUGGUGGGGAAGCAUGCGUUUUCAAGAGCAGCCAGGACACGCGGUACUGUCCAGCAGAUGGAUGGGCACCAGACGAACGCGUGCACUUCGAAGAGCCGCCUCGAGUGCACGUGGAGGAAGUGGCGCCGUACCGAUGGGGAGUGCUCCUCUUUCAGGCGACUCCAGCUGAGCUGCGAAGACCAGGCUUGCAAGAAGAGGUAGACUCUUUGCCCGAGCUGAAGCAGACGACCUCGGUGAGUCGAAUCUUCAUUCCUGGCCUUCCAGGGAUGCAGAUCUCGUUUUCGGGCGCCGGGGGCGCCGAGGGCAUGCACCAGAGAGCUCUGGAAAUGGUCAUGCGCGGCAUGGACGAGCCAUCUUGCCCGGUCAGCUGA
Symbiodinium natans is the source of this 6159-nucleotide messenger RNA. The record is from the annotation of a GenBank genome assembly. NCBI's taxonomy places the organism in Eukaryota, Dinophyceae, Suessiales, Symbiodiniaceae.